Messenger RNA from Symbiodinium natans, 657 nucleotides. The record is from the annotation of a GenBank genome assembly. NCBI's taxonomy places the organism in Eukaryota, Dinophyceae, Suessiales, Symbiodiniaceae.
AUGGAGGGGUACUUAGCGGAUGCUGUGGCGGAAGCCAUCGAGCCUGUCCAACAUCUGGAGAAGGAAUGGGAGCCAGCCAAGCUUUGCAAGCGACUUCGCGAGUAUUUCAAGAAAGCGGCGAAGUCUUUGGAAUUCAAAGACAAGGGGAGGUCAUGGACGGGACUAGUCAAUGACUUUGCAGAUUCCGCAUUCUCUUCGAUUUUCCAAGCCAUUGGUGAUCGGCAGUGGUUGGACCAGGUCGAUUUCAUUUUCGUAUUGGAUGCUGGGAUCAAGGAGUUCUUUCCAAGACAUGUGCUCGACGAUGUGCCACAAGCGGAGCUGGAGCGCUCGGUGUUGGCUGCGCAUGACCGGGCCUUCGAGGAGCAGAGAUACCUGCCAAAGCUGUAUGACUUUCUCGAGUCGAUGGGCUUGACUGGCAAGACGCGGAAGAAGGCCUAUGACAGCGUUGAUGAAGGUCGCAAGGUCGCUCUGAGAUACAUGCGAGAUCCGUCAGCUCCUGAUGAGGUCAAGGCAUUCGUGUCACGCUGGGUAGACGCCACCGUGAAGAACUUGCACAGAUUCACUCAGGGUGAUCCUGCAAGUGUCUUGGAUGAGGGCCAGGCGGCUCAGAUUUUUGAGCAGCUCCUGAAGGAUGGUGAUUUGUUGACUGAAGCGUAG